AAGUUUAUUAAUGUGGCACUUAAUCUCAUUUCAGGAGUUGAGGACAGGCUUUGGAACUUGACAGUUUUUAUCUACUCAUCUCUGUAGUAGUCGGAUGAAUUGAUGCGAUAUGUCAUUGCUUUUAUGAUCCUGAGCUGUUUUGUCAGAUUGAUUUUGGUUGUUGAGGUCAGUGAGCAUUUAUAGUCUGUUCUUUUCUGCCAUAAACAUCAUUCAGCCUUUUUGGCUACCUGAAGUGACAUGAUGGAAGAGGAAAAGUUCAGAGCCAAUAUGUUGUCUUUAUGAAGACAUAUUUGUCAGGUCAGUAGAACCCUCCAGUUGGGAUGCCUGGACGCUACAUUCAUGUCAUACAUUCCAUGAACAGAUACAUCUCAAGGACAGUACACUUGCCAAUUUUACACCAUUAAGUACAUAUCUACUUGGCGAAACAAGUGUCUGGGACAGGGGUGAGCAAACGCCUGUUGGGAUGGUGCACCCACCUAGCACACACAGCUUCACAAAGGUCUCCAAACACUAUAGUCAGUUGAUUGUCAAUCUGGUUCUGUUUGUUUCAGCUGACGUCUCAUUGGUUAAACUAUGUGUGCUUGAUUGGUUUGAACAGAAACCUGCACCAUCAACAAGUGACUGCCUGGACAUAUUUACCAGGCUGGAUUCAUUCGCAAGUCCUAACAAGACAGAGUUCAUCAAGGCUAAAUACCAGAUGUUGGCGUAUGUUCACCGGAUGCCUUGUCGCGAAGAUGACAGUGUAACAGCAAAAGACCUCAGCAAGCAAUUGCACUCGAGUGUCCGGACAGGGAACCUUGAGACCUGCCUGAGACUUUUGUCAUUGGGAGCACAAGCUAAUUUCUUCCACCCUGAGAAGGGAAACACUCCUCUGCACAUCGCAGCCAAAGCAGGACAAAUGCUCCAGGCAGAACUGUUAGCCGUUUAUGGAGCAGACCCAGGAUCAUUGGACUCUUGUGGGAAGACUCCAAUUGAUUAUGCGAGACACGCUGGACAUCAUGAGUUGGCUGAGAGACUAGUGGAGAUCCAGUAUGAGCUGACUGACCGGUUAACGUUUUACCUGUGUGGCAGGAGGCCAGACCACAGAAAUGGGCAACACUUCAUAAUUCCUCAAAUGGCUGACAGCAGCCUCGACUUGUCGGAAUUUGCCAAAGUGGCAAAGAAAAAGCUACAAUCACUAAGCAACCAUCAGUUUGAAGAACUGGCCAUGGAUGUUUAUGACGAGGUUGAUAGAAGAGAGACCGAUUCAGUCUGUCUGGCCACCCAGAACCACAGCACACUAGUGACAGACACCACAGUUGUGCCUUUUCUCCCUGUUAACCCAGAGUACUCCUCCACCAGAAAUCAGGGUCGUCAAAAACUAGCUCGCUUUAGUGCACACGAAUUCACAACCUUGGUCAUUGACAUCCUUACUGAUGCAAAGCGACGGCAGUGGGGAAAUGCUUGUGAAAGUCCGAAAGAGAAUGUAGAGCUGAUCCUGCAGGGAAUCAACAGUCGGCAUAACAGCGAGAGUCAGGACAAUGACCAGCCAGAUUACGACAGUGUGGCAUCUGAUGAGGAACCGGCCCAAGAGGCGACAUGCCGAGACAACGGCAACAACGGCAGGACAAAGAGCUCGGAGUCAUCUGACCUCUCCGACGGCCCGAUCACGGUGCAAGAAUUUAUGGAGGUGAAGAGUGCCCUCACUGCCUCAGAGGCCAAAAUACAGCAGCUUCUAAAAGUCAACUGUCAUCUGAGUGAAGAGUUGCGAAUGAUGCAGAGCAAGCUUAACUCCUUGCAGACGGAAAACACAACCCUUCGAUGGCAGCCCCCCACCGGGUCCCAACAGCAUCUCCAGGGCCCGCUCAGUCGCCACCCACCAAGGGGAGGCCGUGCCAUGUCCAUGUACGAGACAGGCUCUGCUCCAAAGUUCCCCCACCGCGCUGACGCAUCUCGGCAAGAGGACGGGGUCAUUUUACAGCCUUUCCCUACCAACAUGGGGCGGGGCCCUUUGGGCACAGCUGCAUCCUCCCUCCCUACAAUCCCAUCUUCCCGCUCCUGGUCUUGGGAUGAAAGAUCACGAAGGGGCUGCAGUCUGGAGGGAAGAAGCACAACGCUUGACGACUACGACAUGACGCCCAACCACUCUCAGCUGGAGGAGACUUGCAGCGCUCCACCGGCCUGUGACGCAGCUGAACCUGUUAAGGAGGUAGAGGAAGAUGCCACACUGCCCUGCACAGAGGAUGUCAUCUGUAAGACGGAGCAGAUCACCAAAAACAUCCAGGAACUUCUGAGAGCAGCCCAGGAGACCAAGCAUGAAAGCUUCCUGCCCUGCUCUGAAAAGAUCUGCCUGGCUGUGACAGAGAUGGCCGCCCUCUUCCCCAAGAGACCGUCCUCAGACACGGUCCGCGGGUCCCUGUGUCUGCUGACGUCCAGCGCCAGUCGGCUGCACGGUGAGUGUCAGAAUGCGGCGGAACACCAGCCCGGCCCGUCCGACAUCCAGCUGGUCACUCAGCAGGUCAUCCAGUGCGCUUAUGACAUCGCCAAAGCAGCCAAGCAGCUCGUCACCGUGACAACCAAAGAAAACAACAACUAAGAACAAACAUCCCACACUUGAAACAUAUAUGGUGUUACUAACCGAAACAUUAUCAGUGUUAACCCUUUGUUUUCUAAAAAGGUGUACAAAUAAUCGCCGACAUUCCAGAGUGAGCAAAUUCUUCAAUGUGUCAAAGCGAUUUUCAGCGUUACGUCAGUGUUUUUGUACUGUGGUGAAGUACACAAAAGACACCGACUAACAUUUCCAAAUGUGUAACGUCGUGUCCAUGUAACAGAGAUGAUCGCUCCCACGUUAGAAUCCAAAACUGCUGUGGAUGUUUCCUCCCUUUAGAUUUGACCAUAACAGAACGUGUUUAAUUCAGUGUGACACCACUUCUGUGAGUAAACUGUGAUCAUUGAAAUUUAACUUUUGUGUGGCGCCGGCAACAGUAAGCUUGGGUUCACCGUCUUGAGUUCCGAUGUAACAGCCAUAACAUGUGUUGGUGUGAGCGUGCGUGUGCGAGCAACUAUCCUCAAAACCUUGUGCGAGUCGGACUCACUUUUUAAAAAGCAUUAUGCAAAUAUAUAAACACAAUGUAUGUAUCAAUGUAAUUCUCUAUUGAAAAUCGGAUUCUAUUUAUGAAAUGUAUGUCAUACCUCUUUGAGAAAAUAUCAGUGUUUAUUUUCAUAAGCUUUUUUUUUCUGGUGACAUGAUGCUUCUCACAGGCAAGUGUGUCGUGAGGUUUUUUUUGGGAUAUUGCUGCCGUAACCCCUGUUGUUCACCGUACUUGUGGUGCACUUGCUCCAGUGCGUGAAGAUCCUGCCUGUUACUCUCUGGUUUACAAUCACUGGUCGAGUCAUUGUGCCCCCAAUGUUCACUCUGGUUCUGAUGCUUCUAUCGCUCACCCGGCCAGAAUCAUGCUAUCAAGGAGGUUUACAGCGGGUUGUGGAUUUACCUCACAUUAAAUGGAAAUCACAAUA
Messenger RNA from Synchiropus splendidus (mandarinfish), 3495 nucleotides. RefSeq names its product ARF GTPase-activating protein GIT2-like. The coding region runs from base 464 to 2575 and encodes 703 amino acids. The transcript is spliced from 18 exons. Gene Ontology annotation, biological process: regulation of ARF protein signal transduction; brain development. Gene Ontology annotation, molecular function: protein binding; GTPase activator activity. The record is from RefSeq and is a predicted model, not a curated record. Lineage: Eukaryota; Metazoa; Chordata; Actinopteri; Syngnathiformes; Callionymidae.